UUUGUGUUGUUGUGUAUCACUACUACUGACUGGUCAGUCGUAUAUUAUUUUAAAAUGAGAUAUUUAUUCAAUAAAGUCAUAUCUUAUCAAACCAGACUAUUAGGUAUAGUAUGCAGUAGUAGUAGUAGUUGUAUAGCAUUUGCAGGGAUGACAAUACAUGAGGCAUACAAUUGGCGUAAUAAUCGACAACAACAACAGCCUUUAAGACAAUGGUUUAACAGAUCAAGUAUUAGUUGUAGUCAUAGUAGUAGUGGUUUGCCAUCCGAUUCAUGGCUAAGAUAUGCAACAGCAGCUGAUGAUGACGAUACAGAUGAUGGUAGCUAUGAUGACGACGACGGCGACGAUAUUGAUAUCGAUUGGAUUAUCGAUGUAUGCAAAAGAUCUUUAGUUAUCUGUACGCAACCUGUAUUUGAUGCGGACAUCGACUCAGUUGGCGAACAUGGAUCUGGAUUUCGUGUCCGACUGUUCGGCGAUAAUCUGAUGAUUGUAACCAAUGCUCAUGUAGUCAACGGAUGUCAUACAAUACUAUUGACGGUCUACUAUGACAACCGUAUCUGCGAAAUGUACGGUACAGUUGUCUACGUUGAACGUCAACUGGAUUUGGCACUUAUCCGGCUUCGGGUCGACGACGGUGAUUAUGGCGAUAAUUUUCAACCGCGACCACUGGCCGACUACACUAGUAGUGGGCCGACGCCGAUACCAUCACCGGGCGAUCCAAUUGUAUCGGUUGCCCAUUCGCAAGUGGCCAACAACAAACAUCCGGGUAUUAUCAGAGCGUACGGUUGUCCGGCAGUUGCCGAUAUGGACGACUGGUAUAUAGUAUCCGACGGUAUCGAUGUCUGGGAUGGCCUAUUGAUGUUAUGUCAUACGGCCCGCAUAGUACCCGGUUUUUCUGGCGGUCCACUAGUGGACGGCGGGGCAAAUAUUAUCGGUGUCAAUGAUCUUGGCUGUGAAUUUGAUUUGUUUUAUAACAUAACCUCCACCGAUACCAUUGAUUUUAUUAGGAGAGGCCAACAGUAUAUGACAAACGAGUUUCGACUAAAGUAUGCCAAACGCGAGGACAGUUAUGCCACAAAAUCGGGCCUAAAAUUAGGUAUUAUAGUCGGAUGUCGUCGUCUACUGAACAAUAGGUUUAUUAUUGAUGAUAUACUACCGGAAACUAAUUGCUCUAAAUUAUAUAUUGACUGUGAAAUUGUUGAUAUCAAUGGACACAAGUUAACAAAUAUCAGACAAUUUACCGAUACAUUGACUGGUCUGAGAGAUAGUGGAAAAAUCCAAUUAAAUUUAAUUGAAAAUAUAUUUGCCGUCAAAAUGCAACCAAUAAUACAGGUUUGCAAAUACCGUACAAAUAGUCCGACAGAUUUGAUCGCAAAAUACGGCAAAAUUGUCGGUUUCUAUUACGGCGUCCAACCGAUGGUAUUGAUUGCCGAUCCGGACGUCGCAAAACAAAUUUUGGUCAAAGAUUUCCAGUAUUUUAGCGAAAGACCCGACUUUUUCUUCAGUUUCAACCGACCCGUAAUGAACGGAUCGCUAACUAAAAGUCGUGGUCAGCGCUGGAAACAGAUCCGAUCGGUAGUGACGCCGACAUUCAGUUCAGCCAAACUGCGGACAAUGACACCAUUGAUUGACGACUCGGUUAAUACGUUUUUAAAACUGGUUGACAAACAACAGUCGACGACUAAUGACGGAAACGAUUUCAAUAUUUACAAUCUGUUUCAGGGAUUGACCGCCGAUGUUAUCGGCCGGACAGCGUUCGGCAUACAAACAGACAUCCAAUUGGAUUCGGACAACAAAUUUAUAAAAGCGGUUAAAAAUAAGUUUAAAUCAUUGAGUAUUUUUGCCAAAUGGUAUACUUUGAUUAGAUAUUGUUUUCCACAAUUAUAUCGACUAUUAUAUCCGUAUCGACGUCUAGAAGAGCUAAUCAAUCAUCGAUUGUUGGGUCGAUCGCCAACCGGUAUACUCUUGGAUAUGUGUCAACUGGUUAUCGAUUUAAGAAAGUCUAACAAAAAACAAAACCGAAAAGAUUUGUUACAAUUGAUGUUAGAGACGAAAAUAUCUGACCAACAGUUUGCUGGUUUGAAUGUCCAACUGUUGACUGCCGGCGGCGGCGGCGGCGGCGGUACCGGCACUGACCUACAAAUAAAUUGUGAAGAUAUAGUAGAAUUGAAAACUAACUGUCAAUCAAAAGAAGCCAAACAUAAUGACAUUCAAUUGACUGAUGACGAAAUCAAAGCUAAUUGUGUUGUAUUUUAUGAGGCCGGGUAUGAAACUACAAGUACUGCACUGGGAUUUGUUGCACACAUACUGGUCAACAAUCAAGAUAUUCAGGAUAGGAUCCGACAGGAAGUCCGGGAAUUGUAUGAAACUGAUGGUCGACUCGAUUACAAUACGGUUACUAAACUCGAGUACAUGGAGUGUGUAAUCAAUGAGACGAUGCGUUUGUAUCCACCGAUCAUAUCGUUUGUGGCGCGAGAGGCCAACACUGACUACACGAUCGAUACAAACAUAACGAUACCGAAAGGUACGGCCGUACAGUUUGCCACCUAUUAUAUGCAUCACGACCCGGACUAUUGGCCCGAACCGGAAAAGUUUGAUCCCGAAAGGUUCAGUUCGGAUGGUAGUCGUCGGCAUGAAUGGCAUCCGUACUCUUGGCAACCGUUCGGCAGUGGACCGCGUAAUUGUGUUGGCAUACGGUUGGCCUACUUUGAGAUCAAACUAUGUUUGGCUAAACUGUUGCUUAACUAUCGACUGGAACCGGGACAGCGAACCGAAAUCGGUAACAUAACAGUUAAUACUACUUUACUAUCUAUGAAUCCUAAAUACGGAGUUUUUGUUAAAGUUAUCAAAUUAUUUUAG
This is a messenger RNA of Oppia nitens, 2856 nucleotides long. RefSeq lists its product as uncharacterized. Bases 55 to 2856 code for a protein of 933 amino acids. The transcript has 5 exons. Gene Ontology annotation, molecular function: iron ion binding; oxidoreductase activity, acting on paired donors, with incorporation or reduction of molecular oxygen; heme binding. The record is from RefSeq and is a predicted model, not a curated record. Lineage: Eukaryota; Metazoa; Arthropoda; Arachnida; Sarcoptiformes; Oppiidae.